Messenger RNA from Conger conger (European conger), 4771 nucleotides. RefSeq lists its product as uncharacterized. Gene Ontology annotation, molecular function: zinc ion binding; DNA binding. The record is from RefSeq and is a predicted model, not a curated record. The coding region runs from base 406 to 3336 and encodes 976 amino acids. The transcript is spliced from 15 exons. NCBI's taxonomy places the organism in Eukaryota, Metazoa, Chordata, Actinopteri, Anguilliformes, Congridae.
UUCUUGUGUGCAUGUUCAUAAAGUGAGGAAUUUCAGUUUCGGCUGUAAUAAAGUAUGCUCGCUUGGUAGCGUUUAAUUACUCGCCAGUGCCAUGGUGACUUUUUUAAAUGGAGACUGCUAUCCACAUCUUAUGUCUGCUGUUUGCUCGUGGUUUUUAUUAGCUUCUUGCUUUGCUAACUGAGUCACAUAAGCGGCAAACCAGCCAGCUAGCGACGCAAACCUUCCCGCUCGCUUUAAAGAGGAUUGCGAUUUUACUGGAUUGUACGGGCUGCAAACACCUGCCUUUCAUAUAGGGAUCCUGAAUCUAUACGUGUCCCAUAGAAGAAUUUCUGCUUGUUUACUACGCUGAAUAUAUGAUUUUGACAUGAUGGCUCAUGUCAAGUUUUCUCGGGAUCCUAGGAACGGAUGCAAGGCUCUAAGUUUGAAUGGUGUGGGACUGUUCCUGGAUUAAGGGUUGAUACGGACUCCCACUCGCUCAAACACAUACCUUUGCGUCCCUGUGUGGAGGCGGUGUGUUCGAGCACAACAUUCUGGGCUGACAAGUGGCGGGAGAGUCUGUUUCGCCCGAACGCUUUAUGGUCGUGUGCCGAGCCGCCAGGGUUGAGGCUGUCCUGGCCACGGUUCUCCCAAAUGAAGGAGGGGUUGCUAAAUCACCUGGCCUCCGACAGGGGGCCGGGGAAGGAGCGCCGGGCUGCACCGCCAAAUGAAACCAGAGAACACCCCGAAACACUAAAGAGAGCACGGACUGAGUCGCUAACGAGACAACCGGCAGAGUCGCUAACGAAAGGGAGGACAGGGGCACUAUCGAGACAACGGACAGAGGCGCGAUCGAGACAACCGGCAGAGUCGCUAACAAAAGAGAGGACAGAGGUGCUAUCGAGAGAACGGACUCGGGCGCUGGCGAGAGAACCGCCAGAGUCGCUAACGAAAGAACGGACUGAGGCGCUAAACAGAAAACGGACAGAGUCGCUAUCGGAGGAGGAGACGGACGACAGUUUGGACAACGGCGUGGAGGGGACGUCGGAAGGGUCCGUGCAGCUCGGGAGCAAGGCGCCCUCGUUCAGCGCCGACUCCGACGAGCACCUCCCCGCCGCGCCCGGCUGCCCGGGGGACCCGACGGCGCCGGCCGGAGCCCGGGAGCCCCCGGUGGACUGGCUGGAGCCGCUGGAGGAGGACGAUGACGAAGAGGACGACGGCCAGAGCUGGGACCUGGACCUGCUGCCGGGGCUGAACGGGACCGGGCGGGCGGAGGAGAGCCUGGCGGGAGAGAGCGAGCUGAGUGGGAGCGCGGCGGGGAGCGAGAGAUUCUCUCGUAAGGGCGGCAAGGGCGACCUGGUGGUCCAGCAGACGCGGAGGAGGAGGAGGAAACAGUCUCUCGUGGAUGAAGAUUGGGAGGACUGGCCGUCGCUGGGGGCGGGCUGGAAACGAAAAGAAGUGUUCCGGCGUUCCGGGUUCAGCAUUGGCAAGACCGACACGUACUACAUGAGCCCACUUGGGGACCGGCUCAGGAGCAAGGUUGAGUUGGCCAAACAUCUGGCGGCCUCCCUCGACCUCACUACCUUCGACUUCAAAUCUGGAUUGUUCCUGGUUCAGGGGAAGAUGAGGAAGCUGAAGAAGUUCCGUAAGGUGUCCGGGCCUGUACGGAAGCGGCCGUCCUCCCCUGAUUCGCGCGGCACCCCCCGCAGGAGCUCUCCCUCUCCCCAGCGCUCCAUGGGACGGCCCAGUAGCAUCACCACCACGCCCCCGCGGCACAUAGCCACGCCCCCGCGGACCGCCCCUUCCCACCUCGCCAUGCGUCCCGGCCCCACCCCUCCGCUCGCCCCCCUCGGGCUCAGCUCCGCCCCUCAGUCCCCCCUCUGCCACGGCCAGAGGCUCCGCCCGCUGCUCAAACAGGAGGCGGGGUCCCCCGACUGCACUCAGCCCGAGCUGCCUGCUCCUGCCUGUUCGAGGUGUGGUGGCCCAGUUGGGGGCACAGGGUUUUGGAGAAAACGGCAAACAUCCUUGUGUCUGAAGUGCAAAGGAAAGAGGAAAUAUGACCCUCCAAACAUUAUCUUCCGGAAGUGGUUGCCUUGUGGGAACUGCCGGGCCUGCCUGCGAACAGAGGAUUGUGGGUUGUGUGCCAGCUGCAGGAAUGGGCAGUUAAACCAUGAAAACAACAGACCUGUGCGCUGCCGGAAACGCAAGUGUCUGUGCCCCAUCCGCAAGAAAACUGCAAAGGAAAAAUUAGCAGAGAAGGUGAAAAAACUUGCGAAACUGGACGAGCCGUACAUACCUUCAGAAGUGAAGAAAGUGAAGCCCAUUUCCAUUAACAAAGAGAGCGAAUCGGAAUUAAUCGUCUGUAUUGAUGGGCCGGAUGAGGAUGGGGACAAGGAUGAAGAGGAGGUGAAGGGUUGUUUCCGCAGGCCGUUUGUCGGGCGCUGCGGGCGCUGCAGAGGCUGCCUACGCUCCGCUGACUGUGGCUGCUGCAACGCCUGUGUGGCCGCGCCCCGGAGGACCGCGUGCGGCAGAGCCAGGCGGCCGUGUCUGCUCCGGUACUGCCGCAGGCCGGCUGAGCUGGUCCAGCACGUAGUCCAUGAAGGUUGGAUGGGUCUGGGCAGCCCGCGACCCCACUACAGCAAAGCAUUCUGGGAUGGCUGGGAGUUCAGCGAGGAUGAAGAGGUUGACGAAGUUGCCGGUGCAGAAGUACCUGGGGACUACAAGCUGCAACAGGAAGCGGAUAAAGACGUCUCGACGUCCCAGAAUUAUUUCAAAGCUGAUAGCCGAAGGAUAGACAUCGCGAAAGCAAAUGCAUUAUCGGAAGGACUCCCUGACACCAGUCACUCAAUGAGCAGUGUCUUCAGCCUGGCCGAGGGGGCGCAGGCCGUGGGCGAGGCCCUGGUAGGCGAGGGGGCGGGCGUGCCCUGGGAGCCCGAGCUGCAGGCCCUGCUGGAGGCCGUGCGCCGGAUGGCGCUGCCCCCGUACUGGGUGGGCCUCCUGGCGGAGGGGCCCAGCCUGCAGCUGGUGCAGUGCUCCAAGCACUCCACCAUGGCGGACACCUCUCUGCUCAUCGACUCGGACUUCUACUACCAGAUCAGCGUUCAGGGCCAGCCGCUGCAGCUCACCCAUUCCCUCUACAGGGACCACCCGCGCAAGCUGCCCACCGUGGCCCACGUGGUGGCCCUGCUGCUGGACCUGGAGCGCCACGCCGUGUGUCAGGGGUACCCUGCGCCCGGCCCCCGCCCCCCCUGGGGCUCCCAGCAGCCCCUUCUGCCCACACGCGCCGCCAUCUGCUCCUUCCUGGUGCUGCAGUCCGUGGAGCGCUGUGAACACUGCAGCACUGGGCCUCAGGGACCGUGAGAGACGGGGACACACACGCUCACACGCACGCAAGCACACACACACGCUCACACUCACUUACACAUGUACACACACUCACACACGCGCACACACACACACUCACACGCUCACACUCACUUACACAUGUACACACACUCACACACACGCGCACACACACACACUCGCACGCACGCAAGCACAUGUACACACACUCACUCACACACGCACGCACUCACACACGCACUCACACACGCACUCACACACGCACUCACACACGCACUCACACACGCACUCACACACGCACUCACACGCUCACAUACACAUGUACACACGCGCACACACACACGCACACAUACACACACACACAUAUGCACCCACGUACGCUCACAUACCCUCUCUGAUGUGUGCGCACACACACACACACACACCCAUGAACGAACGUAGACACACAUGCACAUACCUUCUCUGAUAAACGCACCGAGACAUGUAUCCUCUCUCUCACACACACACACACACACACACACACACACACACACACACACACACACACACACAGUUGGGGAAGUUUCUGUCCCAUGUGGCUGAAUUCCAGCUGAUGAUUACAGAUGCGUUACCACCGAAGACCCUAGAAACGGACCUGAGCUUCGUUUAAAGACGUGACGUGAAGUGAGCUGGUCACAGACCCUGUGAGACCCUGCUGAGAUCUGACUGCUCUACUUCUGCUCUCGUUGCCCUCGUUCUGGGGGGAGACCACUAGAGGGCAGUCUUCCCUCCCUGGACCUGGCUCUCGCCCAUCAGCCUCUGUCUGUCUGUGAGCCACAUUCUCCAAAGCCGAGGCUGACGGAACUUGCUGCUGCCUCAUAGCUCAAAUGUGUUACAUUUUUUUUGGAGACCAGUAUCAGUCCAGUUGAGCCACGUCAUGCUGCCUUGUGCCGCAGAAUUAAUCACUGUUGGGGAGGGGGGGAAAAAAGAUGGAUUUUAGUGGGAAAUUUAAUAUCAGUUUUAAAAUAGGCAAGAGGCUCUCAGUUUCAUGACUUCAAGUUUUUUUUUGUUGUUAGUUGAUGCUUCUAUUUUCAAAUUUUGUACCAAAUCCCCAAAUAAAUCAUCUCGAAAGGAUGAAAGUUCUGAAAAUUCCUUUAUCAUUUGAAUUUUGACCAUAGUCUCUUCGUUCACCAUGCAUUUGCAGUUCUUACCUGUGUUGAGUUCUCUUCCGUGUUUGAUGGGCACUCCUUCAGAUGUUUCUCCCUUCAGCUUUCUACUCAGGGUAGACGGAUGUCUUUGAUUAGAUGAUGCAUAAUUACAUAAGUAAUUGUGGAAUUCCAGGUUUUGUUUAUCUAUGAGGACUGUUUUUCUGUGCUGUUUCUCAUUUCCAGGAAGGCGACUCUUUGACCUAUUUAGGAAUUGUAAUGAACAAAUGUAAAGAAGUUUGUGAUGAAUAUAAAUGAUUUUAUUUUUA